Molecule: messenger RNA, 2163 nt
Organism: Pestalotiopsis fici W106-1
Lineage: Eukaryota; Fungi; Ascomycota; Sordariomycetes; Amphisphaeriales; Sporocadaceae
Exons: 4
Coding region: 1-2163 (720 amino acids)
Biological process (GO): DNA-templated transcription; regulation of DNA-templated transcription
Molecular function (GO): DNA binding; zinc ion binding; DNA-binding transcription factor activity, RNA polymerase II-specific
Source: RefSeq, a predicted model, not a curated record
AUGGUGGGAGAAGCACACCCGAAACGGCGGAACCCCCGAGAGCGAAUGAGGGCCGAUUCAAAAUGCCGCACAUGCGGAACAUGUCGGCGUAAAAAGGUGAGAUGUGACGGCCAGCACCCCAAAUGUAGUUAUUGCAGCGCCAAAGGCUUGAAUUGCGUUUAUUCCGAAGACGGAAGACGCACAUCGACGAGGCCGAAGAGGGCAGAUCUCCAGGCUUUGCAAAAGGAAAUACAAGAGCUGAGAGGGAGAGAGCGCCCACCAUCAGGCCAAUUGUCUUCUACAGGAUCAAUCUUGAACCAUGGUUUGAGGCAUGUUGAAGGCAAUGGCCCUGUAGACGACAUUCUGUCCAGAACUGCUGAUGUUGGACGAUUGGGAGCUGUCGCACAUGGUCCUGCUUCCGAAUCACAGCGCACUCAUGAUGGGCAGCCUCAGGUAGUUGACGCGCAGUCGCAAGAUUAUGACACGGCGUCACCAUCUGAAGCCAAUGUGAUAGCAUCUGGGCCCCAAGUUUUCGGUGCAACAAGUUUGCUUCACGACCAAUCAUCCACGACCCCUCUAGCCAACCGUGGGUCUAGUGAACACGACAAUCACAACCCUACAAAAGCUUGUAUGCGUGACCAGCUCAUUUCCAAUGCCGCCCUGGGCAGGCACGAUGAACUCACCAUGAAAUAUACGCCAAGCAUGAAAGCAGCCAUGGACUUUGAUGGUGUUCCAAUGGAUACGGCCAUGCACCUCCUGGAUUUGCAUUGGAAUCGACAGCAUUUAUCAUAUCUCAUAACGUACCGUCCUGCAGUUAUGGACAGCUUGAUAAAGAACGGCCCCUAUGUGAACAAGCUUCUGCUCAACGCAAUAUAUCUGCAGAGCAGCAUGUAUAGCGACCGAGAGCAUGUUCUCUUCGGAAGCGACGUGGAACGCAAAGGAAUGGCGUUCUAUGAGCGCUUCAAGGUGCUGCUGUCAUCUUACAUUGAUGAACCCACCAUCCCAACUAUUGCGGCUCUGUUGACUUGCGGUUCAUGUCUGGUCCCUUUUGGCCUGCAAAGUGCUGCUUGGACGCUUUGCGGCAUGGCCUACAGGAUGCUGGUGGAUAUCGGAUGCCAUUUGGAUAUUGUACCGACUUCAGGCACACAGUCAAAUCCUCGAAAAUUAGCUGUCGAGCAGGAGAUGAGACGACGUCUCUACUGGGGAGCAUUUGUGACCGACAAAUUUCAAUCCAUCUUUCUCGGCCGUGCUCCAGCCCUCCACGAAUACGACGGAAAUACCCCACAUGAGUUCCUCGAUAUAUUCGAGGAGGUGGAAGAAUGGAAUCCCUACAUUGAUCCAAUGGUACCACUUCCAGGACAUGUAAGUCUCCGGUACAAUGGGCGACCGACUUAUGCCACAAGCACAUUUCAGUCCCUACUUCGCCUUUGCAAGAUAACGACCAAAAUAAUCGAUGCUUUCUACUCGGCACAGAGCGCUUCAACUCCUCAACACAAGCUACUACAGAUUAGAAAAGAAGUCAAUCAUCAGCUUGACGACUGGAAAGGGACUUUGCCUGAAUGGCUAAAAUUUGAACCGGGAAUAGAUCCAACGCCGCCCCCUCACCAAAUCACACCACACACGACCUUUUGGACGAUGGUUAUUUUGACCGAGCAAGCAUUUUUGAGUGGCAGGCAGUUCAACAUCGAGUUGGACCACACUAUACAAGCCGAGUCAAAACAAAGGUGCAUUGAAGCUUCACUCAAAAUAUGGAAGCUUGUGGAAGCCUAUCGGGACACGUUUACUCUCAGACGUGCUCAGUAUGGCAUCUCCUAUGCCACUUACUGUGCUGUUCUUGUAUUGUUGCAAAUGUCCAAUACCAGUGAGCACCUCGACUGCAUUCGUUUCUUCUGGACUGCUCUAUGGGAAUAUCAGAAGGGCUGCAGUUAUAGCCUCAAGCGGCCAUUGAACCUGUUGAAAUCCCUCAUGUAUCGACUCGAAUCCGCCGGGCAGAUUCUGAGCGAUGAUCAAACUGAAGGCAACAGCCAAACAAGACCUGAGAGCUUUCCAGAAACUAUGAUCUUUAAUAUUGAGCAAGAAAUGCUCAUGGUCAAUCCGGAUGAUUCUUUACACAACUUUCUCUUUGACGGGAUUUCGGAUAAUGGUCCGCUGGCAGAUGAUACCAUCUUUGGAAUGUUUAUGUGA